UCGAUUGAUGAUUGAGUGUUGAUUUCCGGCUCCGCUCCUUUCGUUUGUUAGUCUUAACUGGUUUCACGACCACGGCGUUUGUCUCUCUCUGGGUCUCAGUCUUACACCCUGUCUUGUCUUUUUAGACAUCACAUCACGCACAUGCUCCCUAUCACCACCACCGCCACCACCACAUUUCCCAGAUCCAACUACUCUCUCUCUCUUUCUCUCUCCAACCGCAAUGGUUGGUCUCACUGAAUCCUGGUGCUUCUGCAAAGGCCUCAGCAAGUCCGAGCGGAUGAAGGCCGCCAUUUUCUCCGGUAAGGCCCACGCCAUGGCCACCAUCUCCCCCUCCGGCACCGGAUUCUUGAUCCACCGGAACCUACUUCUGACGACGCACGCCAACAUUCCGUCUGCUGUCGCCGCCGAGACCUCUGAGAUCCGGCUGCAUAACGGCGUCGCUGCCACUCUUGUUCCUCAAAGGUUUUUCAUUACGAGUUCAGUAUUAGAUCUUACAAUUGUGGGUUUGGACGAUGCCGAUGGAGAAUUGAUUGCCCAGGGUCAGUGUCCUCACUACUUGAAGACCUCUUGUAAAACCACCCUGGAUCUUGGAAGUGUAGUUUACCUUUUAGGCUUCACUGAGAAACAGGAGCUCACUGUUGGAGAAGGGAAAGUGGUCAUAGCCACUGAUAAUCUCAUAAAACUGUCAACUGAUGGGAUUCCAUGGAACCAAGGUUCUGCUGGUUUCGAUGUACACGGCAAUCUAGCAUUUAUGGUUUGUGAUCCUAUGAAACUAGCCACGUCACCAAAUACCAAGUCCUCUUCGACUUCUUCGUCAUCCUCAUCAUCUUUGAAGAAGGAUCUCCCCAUGCAAUUUGGUAUACCUAUUCUUGUUAUCCUUGAUUGGUUAAACCAGCAUUGGGAAGGUAGCCUUGAUGACCUUAACAAACCAAAAUUACCUCUUAUUCGGUUGAUGUCUGCUGGUCCAAAGAGUGAGCAUUCGUGUGCUUCAUUCUCAAUGAGGCAAGUUUUCAAGUCAACUGCUGAUAAUGAUGGCACCACUCCAUCUUCAUCGAACACUAUCUCGAAGACAAGGGAUCAAGGACAGAGUUCUAAUGCUGCUGCUAAUACCAUUGAAGAAGAAAGCUUAAUCACAAACCUGAAUGCUGAACAUGUACAGGGGAUUCCCACUCCAGAAAUAUAUGAAUCUCCAAGAGUAAAUGCUGCGCCACUCGGAAAGAAAGAAACUCCACAAAAGCAGCUUUUGGACAUUAAUUUUCCUCCAAGAAACUCUCAACCGACAGUUUUGCCGAAAUCAUCAAGGUUACCUCUUCCAAAGUCUGCUGAAAACUUUUUGAAGGGUCCUUUACCAGAAAACCGGUUAGACAAACAGAACCAAGACCGAAGACCAGCGACUCCUAGUGAAGAAGUUGCCUCAACAGGUUCUGUUAAUGUUGCUCAAAGUCAGGUUCAGUCUAGUUCAUCUCCCAUAGAAGUAUCGGAAAUGCACAAUGGAUAUAGCAGCGAAGGAGAGACUACUAUGUAUUCAGCCGAAACGGCAGAGAGUCGCAAUUAUACAUCUCCAAGGGAGGUGAAGUUUCAACAAGUAGGGAGGAGCCAAAGUUGUGUUAAUUACAAUAGAUGGGGUGCUUCUCAAAGGAACCAAGCUUCUCGCCGGACGACACCCGAAAACCAGAGGAGCUUUGGUCAUGGGAAGAAGAUGUAUUCACAAGGAGCUACCUCUCAGAGGAGUAAUGACUUUUUCAGCCCCACUGUCUCGUCGAUCAUGAAGCGCAACCCUGACCACAUUAUUAGACCCCGGCAAACUCCUGUGCAUUCUUCUUCGCCGAGAUGGAUGUUCUGAUUGAUACUUCAUAUUAAUAAAGGAAACAAAAUCAGAAUAGUAUAGUCAUCCUUACAUUUUCUUUCUCUAUUUUAUAACAUUGAUUCUUUUAGAAUAGAGUACUCUGCGUCGUUGGAUCCAUAUAACCAAUCCUAUACAGGGGGAUAAGGCUUAACUGAUGUUCGGUAUCUACUUGCUAACCUUUUUCGUUGUUUGGUGAAACAUGUGAAAAGACGAGCAUGGUUUAUAAGAAAUUUCUGCCAAAAUGCAAAUUUCUUCUAAA
This is a messenger RNA of Arachis duranensis, 2105 nucleotides long. RefSeq lists its product as uncharacterized. The transcript has 2 exons. The record is from RefSeq and is a predicted model, not a curated record. NCBI's taxonomy places the organism in Eukaryota, Viridiplantae, Streptophyta, Magnoliopsida, Fabales, Fabaceae. Bases 221 to 1843 code for a protein of 540 amino acids.